Poecilia reticulata (guppy) is the source of this 1170-nucleotide messenger RNA. The record is from RefSeq and is a predicted model, not a curated record. NCBI's taxonomy places the organism in Eukaryota, Metazoa, Chordata, Actinopteri, Cyprinodontiformes, Poeciliidae.
AUGGACGAGGACUUUCGGAUGGAGUUCCUGUUCCAGGAUGUCUCUUCAGCUGGUUUCAUCMRCAUCUUUAAUGAGCAACAACCCAAACUGCUARRGUUCCUAGAUGAGGUGGAGCAGUGUGCYGUUCAGCUAGACAAGAUGAGCAAAGGAGCAAAGAUCUCCAGUAUCACAAGCAGCUCAGUGGGAGCCGCUGGAGGAAUCCUCUCCAUUGUUGGUUUGGCCUUAAUCCCAGUCACAGCCGGAGCGUCUGUAGGACUGACCAUCGCCGGUGUGACGAUGGGGGUAACAAGUGGAGCCAACAGCGUGGUAACCACCUUAACAGAGGUGGGAGUUAAUUCUACUCAACAGAAAAAAGCAAAUCAAGUCUUUGGGAAGUUCUACGAGGAUUUCCAAAAGGUCCAGGAUUCUUUUGAUGAGGUGAUGAAACAAGUAAUUAAUCUGGAGCAAAGUAACAUAGACGUGUUGCUGGGAGUAGUCAGGAGUGCUCAUAAACUAUAUAGCAUAGGAAARGGUAUUGAUUCCAUUAUUGAUAGUGCUGAUGUUGGUCAGGCAGCAGUUAMAGGGCCUCUYGCUCUCACCAAGGGAGCCAGAGCUGGUGUCAUUGCCCUUAAWGCCCUCUUCCUCGGCAUGGAUAUAUUCUUCAUCGCCAAAGAAAGCCUGAGUCUGGCUAAAGGCAGCAAGACUAAAGUCUCAAAGUUCCUCAGAGCCAGAGCUGCAUUGUUCUGCUCGCAGAUGGAGUCAUGGGAGAAGAUCUGCAACUCUUUGUGUCAAAGCAAACUGACCAAAGAAGAAAACAAAAAUAUCCUACAGAUGGCAUUUUUUCAAGAGGGCAUUUAAGAAACUAGAUCUGAAGGGAUAAAGAGAAUAAAAGUAUGGAUGACAUAGAAAACUGGUGACCUGUCCAGGUGACCCCGCCUCUCGCCUGGAACGUCAGCUGGAGAGGCAGCAGCAUCUCCUGACGCCAUUAAGGGACAAGGGUGUUAGAAAAUGGAUGGAUGGAUGGAUGGCAUUAAAAAAGGUACGACAUAAUGGAGGACCACAUGCUGAAGGUGGAUUGUCAGAAAGAGCAGGAGCUUCUUAAAGAGACAGAAACCUAAUUUCAAGGUGUUGAAUUGUGAAGUUAAAUUCUUUUUCAUAUUUGAUAUAAACAGCAUUUUUCUAACAACUGAA